Messenger RNA from Hibiscus syriacus, 522 nucleotides. RefSeq names its product 60S ribosomal protein L38. The record is from RefSeq and is a predicted model, not a curated record. Gene Ontology annotation, biological process: translation; protein-RNA complex assembly. Gene Ontology annotation, molecular function: structural constituent of ribosome. Gene Ontology annotation, cellular component: ribosome; cytosolic large ribosomal subunit. The transcript has 3 exons. NCBI's taxonomy places the organism in Eukaryota, Viridiplantae, Streptophyta, Magnoliopsida, Malvales, Malvaceae. Bases 101 to 310 code for a protein of 69 amino acids.
CGAGCACAAUAUAUAGUUAAACAUUGAAGAAUCCGACGUUAGGAGCGCCGUUUUUCUGCUUGGGUUAACGCAAAGUACUCUCUGAACUCUUCAAUCGAAAAUGCCUAAGCAGAUUCAUGAGAUCAAGGACUUCCUUCUCACUGCCAGAAGGAAGGAUGCACGCUCCGUAAAGAUCAAGAAGAGCAAAGAUGUUGUCAAGUUCAAGGUCCGCUGCUCCAAGUACUUGUACACACUUUGCGUGUCCGAUGCAGAGAAGGCUGAUAAGUUGAAGCAGUCUCUUCCUCCAGGUUUGAGUGUUCAAGACCUGUGAAAAUAUGACUGCCCCAAGUUUGUCACCGGAUCUAUAGGCGAAGAAAACUAGAUUCUAGUUUUUCUUGUAUUUGAUUUGGUUUUGCUGAUUCAGAUAUUUCAGAUUUUGAUAAUUUGUGGAUUCAGAUGUUAAAGUUAUUAUCCGUUGUUGAUUCUGAAUGGAUAGAUUUACGCUUGGAUAUUUAUUAUUCAAAUCCAUAUUACUUAUACGGA